AAUACCAAUAAACCACGUGCAGAAGUUCCGGUGCUCACCACUGCGUGCAUCGGGUUCAGAUUCUGAAGCAAAUUACCAGCAAUAUCCAAGGGAAUCAUAAAAAGUGGAAAUUAUUUGUUCCGCUAUGACGAUGAUGUACAUGUAUUCGGGACUACCGUUGGUGCAGUAUUUCCCUUGGUCGUCUGCAGCGUUUGCCUCUCAGUGCAACGGGCAGAAUUGUCUUCAAGUCCGGCCCCACGGUAAUUGGGAGAACUAUAAUGGACCCAAAGUGAACUGUCCCACGGGCGUACUUACCGAACAGCAAUAUGGUGGGCUCAACGGAGCUGCCCCGAGGAGGGAUCGGGUCGGAAAAGGGGAGGUCUCAUCCGCCGAUUGUUCAUUUUCGUCGGCCGCUGAAAAGACGGCGAGUAGCAGGUCCGAUGAUGGUCGGUCGUCCAAAGAGGACAACACCCAACUCAAGUUCGGCAUCGAUAAGAUACUUGGAAAUAGUUACUUUUCUGCAACGAAAAGAACAGAAAAGAAAAGUGUCGAUAAUAAGCCCGACUGUUCGAGUAACGAGGCAAACGGGACAUCGAGGAGGGACUGGGAUGCAGCUGCCCUCAGACCACUGGUUGCAUGCGCCGCAUGGAGCAGCCCGACGUACGACGAGGGGGAGGAUGGGUUUACGACACGGCGGACUGCGGCCCAUCAUCACGCUCGCCACUCGGCGGGCAAUGAGCUGCAACUGCCCGGGAGACUCAUCAGUUCCCCCGGUGGCUAUUGUGCGAGUCCAUAUCAAGACUUAUCCUCGAUAAUGCUCCACCACGGAGGUACCGAUCCAUGGUCUUACGCCCAGUACCGACUCGACUCUCACAGCAGCCUCCACCCUACCGAGAGGGAAGAGCCGCGCCUCCCUGCCGAUCUACCGACGACGCACCCGAAGCAAUCUCACCACCAGACGGUAUUGAAUCCCAGGGUGGUGGGUGGUAGAAGGAAGCGAAGCUGGUCCCGUGCCGUCUUCACCAGCUUGCAGCGCAAGGGACUGGAGAAGCGGUUCAGCCUGCAGAAGUACGUUAACAAACCAGAUCGGAGGCAACUUGCGGCUGCACUAGGGUUGACGGACGCCCAGGUGAAAGUGUGGUUCCAAAACAGACGGAUGAAGUGGCGUCACAGCCAGCGGGUUCAGAAACAGCAACGCCAGGCUGCCGACACAUCGACCGAGAGUACCGCAUUUGCGUCGGUCGGGGAGAGCGGAACGGACGGCGAGGAUGAGGCCGUAGACCGCGACGUCCGCACGGCAGCAAGUCACAAGGACGCACCGCCCGACGAUAAAGGGUUAAUAUUGAACACGUGGACACCUAAGUGACCGCCACUGCACGAGGACUUGCCAUGGUGUUCUGAGAUGGAACACUGAAACGUGUAAAAAGAACAUGAUUGCCAAAGGAAAUGAGGAAGAUACGUUCCUUCCAUUUUUAUAGUACGUUUGAUACACUGUGCCUUUUUGUGACAUAAAAUUAUGCCUAUACGUAUACAGUAGUAGGUUGGUCUUUCGCUCGCCAAAGCACUGUAAAUAAGUUAUGCCUAUAACAUUAAUGAAAAUACUGCAAAACGGAUGAGUGUAGUAUGUCAGCAAAGUUACCAACAGAUAUUAGAAGAUGUUAACAAGACCGAUAUCAAGUUUUAAAAGAAAAUCGCGAAAUAUGCGACAGUGAAAAAUGUUUUGUACAAGCAAGGACAGACUGGCCGAUCCUUGUUUACAUCAUCACUGGACGAGAUGAUAUGCCACUAUAUCAGCACUAAAUGUUUUAAUGUGCAAGUUAUUAUAUCCACACAACCUUUUUCAACCACAGACCCUCCUCGAAAGUACGACUUUGGCUGUCCAGGCUUCAUUUACACUUUUGGUCAGGAGCUACAAACAGACAGGCGUAGCCAAAGCCGGAGCCGACAUUUCGAAUAUACCUUAAAUGUAUAAACAUGAUUGGCAAAGUUGACAAUACGAAAUAAGAAACCUGCGGUUUUUUUUUGUAUUUUGUUGCCAAAUAAUAAAAACACAAUGGUUUACUUGUAA
Messenger RNA from Asterias rubens (European starfish), 2047 nucleotides. RefSeq names its product homeobox protein Dlx2b-like. Gene Ontology annotation, molecular function: DNA-binding transcription factor activity, RNA polymerase II-specific; sequence-specific DNA binding. The record is from RefSeq and is a predicted model, not a curated record. Gene Ontology annotation, biological process: regulation of DNA-templated transcription. Bases 125 to 1345 code for a protein of 406 amino acids. NCBI's taxonomy places the organism in Eukaryota, Metazoa, Echinodermata, Asteroidea, Forcipulatida, Asteriidae. The transcript has 4 exons.